This is a messenger RNA of Chrysoperla carnea, 1809 nucleotides long. RefSeq names its product sodium/potassium/calcium exchanger 3 (gene zyd). Gene Ontology annotation, molecular function: calcium, potassium:sodium antiporter activity; calcium channel activity. The record is from RefSeq and is a predicted model, not a curated record. Bases 217 to 1794 code for a protein of 525 amino acids. Gene Ontology annotation, cellular component: membrane. Gene Ontology annotation, biological process: intracellular calcium ion homeostasis; calcium ion transmembrane transport. NCBI's taxonomy places the organism in Eukaryota, Metazoa, Arthropoda, Insecta, Neuroptera, Chrysopidae. The transcript has 9 exons.
UUAGACAAAUAAGGUGUAUAAAUAUAAGUUUUAUUUCAAAUCGAAAAUGUUAUCUGUUUUCUGACAAUAACUUUAAAUUAAUAUACAAAUUACUAUAUUUAUUUCUUUAAGAAUUACUUCUUAAUUCAAUUCUUCAUUUUUAUUUCAUAUCAUUACGUAAUAAUUAUCACGCGCUUGUUGCGUAAUAAAUUUUUUUCAAGUUGUUCGUAACGUGAUAUGGGUGUAUCUAUUAAAUCAAAACGCACUAGAAUAGCGUUAAUCUUACGAUUAGUAUUAAUUACUGGAAUACUUGGAACUUAUGUGAUUAUUAGUUUAGUUUCUCAGCAAUUUUCUAGCAAUGAUCGCAGAUCUGAAUUACAAGGCGAGCCAAGUUUAAAUCAACGCCAUUUAUUAACAAUCGAAGACGAAUUAGGAAUAAAUUGUACACCACCAGCAAUCGAUGAAUUUCCCAACGAUGGAUUCACAAGGACUCAACGUAAACAAGGCUAUGUCCUUAUACAUUUUAUUGCCUCGUGUUACUUCUUUGUACUCUUGGCAAUCGUUUGUGAUGAUUAUUUUGUGCCUGCCAUCAAGAUGAUGUGCAAUUCACUAAGAAUGGCAGAGGAUGUUGCGGGAGCUACUUUUAUGGCAGCAGCGUCUUCUAGCCCGGAAUUGUUUAUAAAUUGUGUGGGAACUUUUAUCACACAAGGUGAUCUUGGUGUUGGUACUAUUGUUGGAUCGGCAGUGUUCAAUGUUUUAGCUGUUCCAGCUUGUUGUGGUUUAUUUUCGAGACAGACGAUACAAUUAGACUGGUGGCCCGUAAGCCGUGAUUGCUUAAUGUAUGGGCUAUCCGUGAUAUUUUUAAUAUUAGUAUUAGAUGAUGGAAGAAUUGAUUCAAUGGAAGCAUUUUGUCUCGUUGCAGCAUAUUUAUUCUACAUUUCAACUAUGUACUUUAAUGAAGAAAUCAGUAAUGGAGUUAAGAAAUUUGUAAGGUAUUUUAGAAAACGUUCCACUUAUAGAGAUGUAACAGAAAUUCGACCAUUACUUAAAACAGAUAAGAAUGUAAUACAGCAUAAUGGUUCAACCCUUGGUGUACCCGUGAUUGGACAACCUGAGAAUGGAUCCAAUGAAAUGGGAGUGCAGUAUCAAGAAAUGGAAAAUUUAGAGGAAUCUACAGAAAUUUGGAAAUGGCCAGACCAAGAUGUAUCUUCCUGUGGUAAACUAUUUUGGAUAAUAACGUGGCCAAUAUCAUUUGUGUUAUAUUGCACCAUACCAAAUAUACAUAAGCGACCAAAAUUAGUUAUAGUUUCAUUUUUCAUGUGUAUUUUGUGGAUUGGAGCUACUUCGUAUUGUACAGCUUGGUUUAUCACUGUAAUAGGUGAUACAUUGGAAAUACCCGAUUCUGUGAUGGGUUUAACAUUUUUAGCAGCAGGAACUAGUGUACCUGAAGCGGUAUCUAGUGUUAUUGUUACAAAUCAAGGACAUGGUGCAAUGGGCGUUAGUAAUUCUUUGGGCUCAAAUACAUUCGAUAUAUUAUUAUGCUUAGGAUUACCAUGGCUUAUUAAAAGUGCAUUUUAUCCAGUCCAUGAAGGUCAACAUUUUAUACAAAUUAAUUCAUCUGGUCUCACAUACUCAGCGGUUUCGUUAUUUUCGUCACUGGUUUUACUCUAUUUAGCUUUUAUAUUUAAUAAAUUUGUAUUGGAUUGGAAAAUUGGUUUGACUUGUUUAUUAAUGUACAUAGCAUUUUUAGUAUUUUCAUCUAUUAUUGAAUUAAAUAUAUUCUUUAGAGUGAAUUUGCCUACUUGUGAUCGAUAAAUUCUUAACUAUUAU